Molecule: messenger RNA, 971 nt
Organism: Cherax quadricarinatus
Lineage: Eukaryota; Metazoa; Arthropoda; Malacostraca; Decapoda; Parastacidae
Source: RefSeq, a predicted model, not a curated record
UGAUGUCUUGGCUGCGAGUGAAGGAGUUGACACAAUUGACAUUGCAGCUGUUAAGUACACUUGCUGAGGUGAACACUAAGAUUGAACACCUUUGCUCUGUGUGUUCCAUUGCUACAGAUUACCUACUAAGAGUAAAUCUGAAGAAGAUAGACGAUCAAUCAUGUGCUCGUGAAGCAUAUUCCAUUCUCAUCACUGCCAUGCAGAGAUCUCCCAAUGUACGUCUUUCUUUGGUGAAAGAUGGAGCCUUUGUCACGCUGUGUGAUCUGGGGAUCAAGACAGAGGAGCAGCUGGCGUUCGACGUUGCUAGAAUGUUACUAGGCGGUGACAGAGCAGUGAAGAAAUGGUCCAGUUCAUGCAGAGAAGUGUCACGUCUUCACCACAAAAGUGAUGGUGGUGGUAAGAUGAGACCUCAGAUACAAGAAGAUAUGGUAGCCUCAAAUGUGGACACUUCUCCUAGCAUAUUAAGCAUGGCAGCACUGACUGUGCCUGACCAUAACUUGGAGCUUGAAGUGCGCACUACCAUCACCCGCAAGCAACUCUAUCCCUACCAUGCCCAUGGUGGACGGUGCACUGAAGAACUGCAUUUACUUACCAGUGAUAUUGGUGAGUCUUGUUCUUUGUUGAAAGAGUAGAAACUAGUGUAAAAUGCUCUAAUAUAAACUAUAUCAUCAAUUACUCAGUGUCCAGUUAUUCAACAUUCAAAACAUUAUCAAACAUCUAAACAACUAAUAUUUGAGUGUAAUGUGUAACAACAACAAAAAAAGGGUUUAAGAGUGCUUCAGGUGUGAAGUGCAGUGCCUGCAUUCUGAAGGAAGGGUGAUGUUACAGUUCUUGAGGCAGAAAGUACAGUGCCUGUAUUAUGAAGGAAGGGUGAUGUUACAGUUCUGGAGGCAGAAAGUACAGUGUCUGUAUUAUGAAGGAAGGGUGAUGUUACAGUUCUGGAGGCAGAAAGUACAGUGCCUGUAUUAUGA